Molecule: messenger RNA, 1326 nt
Organism: Stereum hirsutum FP-91666 SS1
Lineage: Eukaryota; Fungi; Basidiomycota; Agaricomycetes; Russulales; Stereaceae
Product: FAD/NAD-P-binding domain-containing protein
Exons: 8
Coding region: 1-1326 (441 amino acids)
Biological process (GO): secondary metabolite biosynthetic process
Molecular function (GO): FAD binding
Source: RefSeq, a predicted model, not a curated record
AUGCAUGCUCCUUCUUCGCCAUCAGCAAAAGGGUCCAUGCUCCACUAUCGACAAGCAGAUACCCCAGACGGUGCUGACUUGUUCGAGAUGCGCGAUGCUUCCACGCCGCUAUUCGUUCCUCAUUCCGUCCUCAUUGAUGCCCUUCUUAGGGCCCUGCCACCACCACCCGCAUGCACAAUCCGUACCUCACAUCCAUUAACCUCGUGUUAUCCAUCUACGUCUCGGUCCACCAGCAGACUAUUUCCUCUGCCGCCCGAUGGUUAUCUCUGUCUCGAAUUUGCUGGUGGUGCCACGGCUACAGCAGACGUUCUCAUCGGCGCAGACGGUGUCCACUCCACUGUCCGCGAUUCUUUGUUUUCUAACUUUGUCGCUAGCGGCUGGUCGAGGCUGUCUAAGACGGAGUUGUAUGAGAGGACAGAGCCACGAUGGACUGGGGGCAUUAUGUGUCGUACACUAGUUCAAAAGGACCGACUGAACGCGACAUGGCGAGAUCACCCGGCGCUUAGUACGCCUAUGGUUUACUGCGGCAAGGGAAAGCAUAUCAACACCUUUCCUGUCCCGAAUAGUAACGCAGUAGAUAUCGCUGCUUUCUACACCAUCCCGAAUGCAUUUGGGCGUAUUUUCUCCGGAAACGCUGAGCGUCUUGUACCCUCCGAGAAACUUCGCGAGCGGUAUCGCGGUUGGGAGCCCGAAGUUCAAGCUCUUUUGGAUUGUGUCGAAGGCCCAGCUAAAGACCAAGCAGUACACUCCCUCGGCCAACUACCCAGACUGGUCAUGAGCAAUGUGGCAAUCAUAGGUGACGCUGCACAUGCUAUGGAGCCACAUUUCGCCUCCGGAGCCAGUCAGGCAAUCGAGGACGCAUACAUCCUCGGUCGCCUUCUCACGCAUCCUCUCACGAACCGCAAGCGCGCAGGCCUCGCUUUAUUAGUUUACGAAGCCGUCCGACUACGAACCGUGAAUUCUCUCGUCCUCCGGUCGCGUGAGCUCGGCUGCCUGACGGAGUUCGAUUGUCCUGGGCCAAAUAGCCACUUCAAACCGUACCGUGACGUUGAUACGAAUGUCGGCAGGAAUGAGCGCGAUGGGACUCGGACCGGGGAUAGGGCUGACGCCGAGAUGGAAGGGGCGAGAGAAGCACGGAGGAAGAGGUGGAGCGAGGAGGUCGUAAAGAGGUGGCAGUGGCAGUGGGAGGGCGGACCGCAGGAGAAUUGGAAGAUGGCGGAGAGGGUGCUGGGUGAGGCGGUCCAGCCGGGCGCUCACAUCGAUGCAGGGGUUGGUCUCUUUGGGUUGGAACGUGAAAAUGAUAUUUCGACUUAUGCCAGGGCAUGA